UGUUUAUGUUAUGUAUUGAUUUCCCUUUUGAAUUUGUCAUGGGUUUAUGCUUGAGAAUGUGUUGAAAUACUGAUGGGUUUUUGAUAAACAUAUCUUUACGUAUGUGUCUUAGAAUGUUGUGUGCCUUAUGGGUCUCUUGAGUUCAAUUCUUAGUUCAUAUUAUGUGUGGUUUUAAAUCACAGCAUCUCUUGUGUGUUUAUGUGUUCAAGAAACAUUGACACUGACGAGGAAACUCUUUAUAUGGCAGGUUGUUUCUUGCAGUUUACUUGGAUUGCAAUGACAUCUGUCCCCGGUACUGAUUCUCUGGCAUGGACUGAUGAGCAAACCCGGUUCUACCUCAAACUGAGAGUUGAGGAGAAGCUGAAAGGAAAUGAAAGAAAAGGAAAUCUUAAUGAAGUUGGGAGACAGUCCAUUAUUGACAAGUUUUAUGAAGCUUAUGGGGAAAGACACGUUUGGAGAAAAUUUGGGAUCAAGCACACUACUUGCAAAACUCAGUAUGCAAGGUUCAAACGGUUGAUCAACAAGAGGACCGGACUUGGCUAUGAUGCAAAUGGGUACGUAGACAUGUCUGAUGACUGGUGGGAUCAACUUUUUAAGGAAUUCCCAUCAGCUAGAAAGCUUAAAGAGAAUCCACUAGCAAAUGUUGACUUGUUGGAGAAUGUGUUUGGAGCGGUUCAUGUAAGUGGAGCUGAAGGAUGGACUGCUCAGCAAGGCGAAGACUCUUUGGAUAAGCAAGGCGACAAUAAUGAUGGUGAUGCUGAAGACACUGAUGUGGAUCAAGUUCCUCCUACUCAAGAUAUCAGUGCUCCAGCUGAAUCAAGAACUGCUGGCCCUUCAUCCAGUAGAACAAAAGCUAACAAGAAGAGAUCAAGGGCUGCUCAAGUAGGACAGGCUGUAGUAGAUUGUCUUUCUGACAAGAACAAGAUGAUAGGGAACCACCCUGAGUUCAGUUGCAACCAGCUUACAGCUAUGGAAGCCUUACACUCGCUGUCUGCUAUCAGGCACUGGUCUCCUUUGUACAAGGCAGCCAUCGAUCAUCUCAAGCAGGACCCUACCAAUCGCCAGACCUUCUUGUUCUAUAAAGAUGAUGAGGACAAGGUUCUCUACUUGGAGUAUGCUACUGGUGAAAGUAGAGAUGCUUGAAGACUAUGUUAUGCUUGUGUUUCUGUUUGUGUUUUGUAUGAACUCUAGUGUUCUUUUGGUUUGUGUUUGUUAUGUUCAAAACUCUACUGUUCUUUUGGUUUGUGUUUGUUAUGAGAA
Messenger RNA from Brassica napus (rape), 1260 nucleotides. RefSeq lists its product as uncharacterized. The record is from RefSeq and is a predicted model, not a curated record. The transcript has 3 exons. Lineage: Eukaryota; Viridiplantae; Streptophyta; Magnoliopsida; Brassicales; Brassicaceae. Bases 199 to 1143 code for a protein of 314 amino acids.